AUGAUGUUCUUUAACAGUGCCUUUGACCCUGUACUUUGUCGUUCUUUUCCGACUUAUUUAGAUGGUGCUGCUUUACUUUGGUUUUCGAAGAUUCCUGCAGAUUCCAUCUCUAGCUUCGAGGAUUUGGCGGGGUCCUUUAUUGAGUAUUUUGCAGCUUCGAGAAUAUAUGUCCAGGGGUCGGAUUACCUCAGCACCAUCAAGCAAGGCCAGCAUGAAAGUUUAAAGGAUUAUAUGACCAGGUUCGCCAAGGCAAUCGUAGAAAUACCCGACCUCGACCCCAAAGUACACCUCCACGCACUAAAGAGCAGCCUGAGACCAGGUAAAUUUCAGGAGACAAUAGCUGUAACCAAACCAAGGACCUUGGAGGAAUUUCGCAAAAAAGCGGCAGUACAAAUGGGAAUCGAAGAGCUUAGAGAAGCUCGGCGAGCAGAAAAACAACCUCUGCGAAAAGAGGAAAAACACCCCAAGACACCAAACCAGAAAGACAAUAAGAAACCUUUCAAACUAACACCAAAAUAUAAUGCCUAUACCCAGUUCAACUCCAUAAGAGAAUACAUCAUCAAGGAAAUAUUGAAUGCAAAGAUCAUCAAGCCACCUAGCAGAGUAGGCUCGUAUCAAGACCAAAGAUACGUCGACAAAUCAAAACACUGCACCUUCCAUCAAAAGUUCGGCCACACAACCGACGAAUGCGUGAUAGCUAAAGACCUCCUGGAGAGGUUGGCCAGGCAAGGACACCUGGACAAAUAUAUAAGCAGCCGAAUGCAACAGACCCGACAGAACACUACCGACCUUCAAACGGAGCAGAACCCAAUCACCACAGAAAAGGUCAAGCCUCAACCACCUCCAACAAGAAUAGUCAUAAACUGCAUCUCGGGAGGAUUUGCAGCGGGCGAAUAUAUAAACUCAGCAAGGAAACGAAGUUACAGAACCAUGUUAAUGGUCCAGACGAUGAAAGAAGUAGCCACACACCAACCAGCCAUACCUGGCAUCACUUUCGAAUAG
Molecule: messenger RNA, 1002 nt
Organism: Arachis duranensis
Lineage: Eukaryota; Viridiplantae; Streptophyta; Magnoliopsida; Fabales; Fabaceae
Exons: 1
Coding region: 1-1002 (333 amino acids)
Source: RefSeq, a predicted model, not a curated record